Molecule: messenger RNA, 777 nt
Organism: Lactuca sativa (garden lettuce)
Lineage: Eukaryota; Viridiplantae; Streptophyta; Magnoliopsida; Asterales; Asteraceae
Source: RefSeq, a predicted model, not a curated record
AUGGCAACUGUAGUCGAAGCUUUCAAAAUGGGCUUAAAGAAGGAUUCUCCCUUCUAUGAAGAUCUCGUAAUGACCCCAUGUGUAAUCAUUGCCAUGCAUGAUCUUGGAAACAAAGCACGAUGGCCAAGAAAAGCAGAAAGAUCCAUCGCUUGGAAAGACAAGUCCAAAUUGUGUUCAUAUCAUCAAGACUUUGGUCACGUCAUGGAGGAUUGCAUAACUCUCAGGAACGAUAUUAGCUAUCUCUUGGGAAAAGGAUACCUCAAAGAAAUCCUAGGAAGAAGAAAGGAGAAAACCAAAGAAAAAGACCAGGAUCCUAAGAUGAUCCUGGAAAGACCAGGAUCCCCCCACCCCCCAACUGAAGCAAAGGUAAUCAAUGUGAUCUCUAGAGGAUCUAACAUUUAUGGUACAUCUUACUCUGCAGCAAAAAGGCACGCCAUGGUGUCCAAAACGCAGAAAGAAAAAGGACAAAAGAAAACAACCAUCACUAACGAGAAGGAGAUAACCUUCGACGAGGCGGAUAGGCAAGAUGCCCAGGAUCCUCACUAUGAAGGAUUAGUAAUUACUUUGUACAUCGUUAACCAUAUCAUUAGAAGGAUCCUUUUCGAUGGAGGAUACUCAGUUAACAUCAUACUCCUGGACGCGUUAAAAAGAAUGAACAUUAUAGAGUCAGAGAUAUUUGCAAAAUCCUCAGUACUGAUAGGAUUCAGUGGUGAAACCAAGAAAACCAUUGGCAAAAUAAAGCUACCAAUCUACUUAGAGGGAGUAAACUCUGUAUAA